Cordyceps militaris CM01 is the source of this 4140-nucleotide messenger RNA. Its product is annotated as autoinducer 2 sensor kinase/phosphatase luxQ. Gene Ontology annotation, molecular function: protein binding; phosphorelay sensor kinase activity. The coding region runs from base 1 to 4140 and encodes 1379 amino acids. The transcript has a single exon. The record is from RefSeq and is a predicted model, not a curated record. Gene Ontology annotation, biological process: phosphorelay signal transduction system; phosphorylation. Lineage: Eukaryota; Fungi; Ascomycota; Sordariomycetes; Hypocreales; Cordycipitaceae.
AUGACCAACCCAGACACCCCCCAACUCGGCCACCUCACAACGGCCACCCCGACCGCCGCUGGCCACGAUGCCGCUCUUGCCACUACCCCAGAUCCCGACUCCGAUCCUGACCCUGUUUAUCUCGCCGCCGACUCCAAGCUCAAGUUAACCACCGCCGGCCAUGCCUACGCCACCACCAAUGGCCAUGCCGGCAGUCCUCAUUCUCUCGGCGGUAGCCGUUUCUUUCGUGAUCCCCUCGGCAUGCCCCUCCAAGACAACCGCUCGCAAUCCCAGAGCCCCUUCCGUCUCGACAUGCCCACCGUCUCCCCGGCCCAGCUGGCCUUUUCCGCCAUGCAAUACCUGCCUGUCCCCGUCAUCGUUCUCAACAACCUCAAGACCGUCGUUCUCGCCAACGAGGCCAUGGGUAGAAUGAUGGGCAUUAUAACCGACGACACUGACGGCGACGAUUUUUCAAUGACCAUUGAUCGACUCCGCGGCCAGACACUCUCGCAGGUCGGCAUCGACAUGCUGCAGGAUGGCAAGCCUGUCUGGGUCACCUGGGAGACCUUCUUCGACACGUUGGUCAAUGAAAUCGGCGCCCACCGGCCGACUUCUCAGCAAAGCCCAAUAUCCGUAGUCGCCGCCGCCGGUGACGCCACGCCCACCAUUGACGGUCCUGCGAGCCCUGGCAAACAACGCCGUUGCAUGCCCGCCAAGCCCACCCAAGAUGCCAUUAUCGAAGUCAUUGUUUCCAGAAAAGGCUUGAAUAAGACCACUUUUGACAGUCGCUACAAGUCCAAAGAGUCGGAAUUUCAUGCCUUUGCCAAAAUGAUUGUUACCGUCUGGGAAGUCGAGGACAAGCAGGUCUACUUCACCCUCACCUUCACUAGCACACAGUCCACGCCCUCGACACCUCUCAACAACAAAAAAAGUGUUGCCAAAUCCAUGGCCCUGGAAGCCGCAGAACGAAAAACCAUCAGCAAUUCAAAUUCCCCCUCCGUCGCUUCUAGCCGAGACUCGAGCUCUCCAGCCCUCAACACACCCAGCUUCCUCACCAUGUCCUCCAGUCCCUUCCCGCCCAUGGGUCCGCCAUCGAUUGCCGCUCACUCGCCUUCUAGUACGCCUUCUGUCUUGCAGAAAAUUAUUCGCAUGAAGGAUGCUCUCCUGGACAACACCCAGAUGCCCAUCCUGGCCAUGUGGAAGGAUGGCAGUGUCACAUUUCCAAACAAAGCCGCUCGCUUGCUGCUCCCUCAUGACGCUGAUUUGGACUCUUCAUCCGAUGGCUUCGACUUGCUAAAGAACUGGGAAGUGUGGACUGAAGACUUUGGAAGGAGGCUUGAGGUGGACGAGCAUCCCCUUUCAAUCUUGCUCAAGACAGCCACACCUUUUGCCAGCAUCCGUGUUGGUGUAUUCGACACUACAGGUAAACGCCUGGUAUAUGAUCUUCUCGGCGAAGCCAUCACAGACGAAAAGACCGACGAGUUUCUUGCCGGCGUCGUCACUUUCCGAGAUGUCACUAUAAUGACCGAAGAAAUUUCCCUCAUCAAGGAGCGCGACGAGGAGCGUUUCAAGAUCAUCUGCGAUACCAUGCCUCAGCUGGUAUGGACGGCUACCGCUGCGGGAAUGCAUGACUUUUUCAAUACUCGUUGGUACAACUAUACCGGGCUAGCGCCUGAGCAGUGCCUCGGCUUGGCCUGGCAGGGCUGCUUCCACCCCGAGGACAAAAUCGAGGCACUGUCACGAUGGCGUGCUUCCCUGGAGACGGGAAACCCCUACUUCAUGGAAUACCGCUGCCGCAACAAAGAGGGCGAGUGGCGAUGGUUUUUGGGGCGUGCUCUCGCCGUGCGCAACCCCGAAACGGGCGAAAUCGAAAAAUGGUUUGGCACUUGCACCGAUGUCCACGAAAGUAUAGAGACGAAGCUGGCAGCUAAGCAAACGCGCCAGCAGCUGCUUAGUGUCAUUGCGCACUCGCACGUCACCAUCUUUACCGUUGAUCCCAACCGCCGUGUAACGAUGCUCGAGGGGGCUUUGAUCUGGGACACCACUUACCAAGACACCGAAAAAGGCCGCUGGUUCAUUGGUGAGGACAUGUACACCGUCUUCAACCGGCUAACCGAGCAAAUGCCCGAAGGGGAACGACCAGACUGGCUCAAUUCCAUCGAAGAGAUACUUGAAGGGAAGCGGUUUGAAGACAUCAAAGAGCACGGGCUCGAUGAUCGAUGGUACCGUACGCGCUUUAUUCCCAUGUACGGCAAGCGAGUGCAGAAUGGAAUGCGAGCCAAUGUCGAAGGCGUCAUAGGCGUUGUCAUGGACGUUACCGCGCUAAAGGAUAGCGAGGAAGCCCUCCGAGUACAAUCGCGCGACAAGCAUAGAGCUAUGGCCAACGAAGCCGCUGCCAACGAGGCCAAUCGGCUCAAGAGUCAGUUUCUAGCAAACAUGUCCCACGAAAUCAGAACGCCCAUCACUGGUGUUCUCGGUAUGGCCGAGCUUCUCGGCGACAUGAGCUUAGACGAAGAACAGCGUGACUACGUUGACAAUAUUCAGAGCUCGGCGACAUCCCUGCUGACGGUAAUCAACGACAUUCUCGACUUUUCCAAGGUAGAAUCCGGCCGACUCGACAUUGAGGAGGUGCAAUUUUCCCUCUCCAUAAUCCUCAAAGAAGUUGUGCGCAUGCUCAAAUUUGCGGUCGAGCGCAAGAAUCUCGACUUUCAGUCCAACAUUAGUGACGACAUCGAAAAUGACCUGGCCGUCAUUGGAGACCCUGGCCGUGUACGGCAAAUCAUCACAAACUUGCUUACAAACAGUAUCAAAUUUACAAGUCAGGGCUAUGUCCGAUUUUCAGUGCGAAAGGAGAAGGAGACGACAGAUUCCAUCAUUAUCAAGUUUAUAAUCGAAGACACUGGCAUUGGUAUUCAAGACGACGUUCGCCAAAAGCUCUUCCAACCCUUUAGCCAAGGAGACGCUUCAACUGCCCGCAGGUUUGGUGGAACCGGUCUUGGCCUUACCAUCUGUAAAAAUCUCCUCGACUUGAUGCACGGUCAAAUCACUCUACAGUCCACUGUGGGAAGUGGCACAACGGCAACCUUUUGGAUUCCUUUCCAUAAACCUCAACGACGCAAGGCGCGGAAUGUGGAAGCCGGUGCUAUUCCUGAUCGCUUGCAGUCAGAUCUGAGCGUAUCUUGCAACAGUUCAGAGUAUGAAAACGCCGUGGCUGGUACGCCUGCGGGCUCGGAUGGCUCCUCAGGGCUCGCCGGGCUUCGUCGACGCUACUCUGCGCGAUCAUCCCAGAGUAUCGAACAAGAUCUGCCGCGAUCGGAACGAGCUGCCUUUCACAUUCUUGUUGUCGAAGACAAUGCAGUGAAUCAAAAGAUUGCAACCCGGACUAUUCGGAAACUAGGCUUCCAAGUGACUGCGACAUGGAAUGGCAGAGAGGCUCUGGAGUAUGUGCUCGGAGCGAGCGAGGGUCGAAACGCCAAACCUGACAUCAUUCUCAUGGACGUGCAGAUGCCCAUCAUCGAUGGCUACAAGUGCACGCACCUGAUGCGUCAUCACCGCCCGUACAAAGGGCUCAUCCACGACGUCCCUAUUGUUGCCAUGACGGCCUCUGCCAUCCAAGGAGAUCGGGAAAAAUGCAAGAAAGCUGGCAUGGAUGACUAUUUAGCCAAGCCCGUGACAAUGUCCAUUCUCGAGCGCAUGUUGAUUCGUUGGUGUAUUUCACGCCGUCGAGAGACUCCUCUUCCGGACCACGCGACAUCAGACUGCUCGGAGCAAAGUGAACACUGUGACACGUCCAACGUUCCUCAGAUUGCCGUGGCCAAUAACGCGGCCUUCUCCAAAACGAGCCUCGAUUCUGGCAACGAAAUGCAAGACGACUCUAUGUGUGGGCCCGUGACGCCGACACCAGCCACGAUGCGUGGCCGCGAGGAGCUGUCGCCCUUUGAUUCACCGUCGGUGGUCAACAUGCCGCCGCGCGUGCCUCGUCCCGAACGAGACAAGGAGUUCUCCAGCUUGCUGCAGGAGACGAAGCUCAUUGACGCCGCAGGUGGACCGACCGCCAAUCUGCGCAGCAAUAGCUUCCAGGAACAACAAGGCUCUGGGGAGGCGCUGACGGAAGCCAAUGUCAACAAGCUUGAUAUUGAGAACAAGCAACCGCACAGCUAA